AUGUCUUCCAAUCCAUCAUACAGCCAUUACGACAUUCCUUGCGAUUUGUCGAACGCCAAAUACCAGAACAGCGAGCGGUCGGCGAGUAUCUCCACAACUGAUUCACGUACCAGCAUUCUUCCCUGUAGUGCUGGUUGUGACUUUCGCCCUCUUACCGCAAAGAAAUCUUCCGAUCGGUAUUCUUGCAUCUUAAUCAUCGUUGCCAUUAUUCUUUCACUCUUCUGCGUCGUCCUUAGCGCAUGCGUUGCAGUUUUGUUCUUCAAUCUGGAACAAGUUCGAGCACAACUUCAGAAAGAAACAAACAAUUUGUUUGACAGGAAGAUCUGUCUGCUUUGCGACGAACUGACCUUGUCCCCAUUUGACGAAGAAAAUGAGGCUACAAGAGAACUGGACGUGAAGUCAGAUUUUAACGGUGAUAGGGUGUGCUGCGCGAACGAUGCCAGGCAGUCUAAGAUCAUGUUUGACUUGCUUUUCAAGAAAAAGAACAAGAUUACAUGCAUUGAAGAGACCAACGCCGCCCAAACAUCUUGUAAUCGGACAUUACCUAACACAGGCUUUUUGACCGGAAGAUCAUCCGCACAUCUUCAUAUAGGCAUACAAAACACAGGUCCAAACAACGGUAUCGGGGACGAACCUGUUCGGAACUGGCGAUCCGACGAUCCUACAUCUCACAUGGAGGGAAUCAGUUUGACAAAGGACCGACUUGUUAUCAACACAACAGGACUGUAUGUCGUGUACAGCCAGAUUUAUUUCUCUAAGUACAUCAGUGCGAACGCCCCCAAAUCCAGUAGUGUGUUGUACCACUAUGUGUACCGAUACAACGUCAUCUACCCUAACUCAGGCAAUCAGCUUCUCAUGAAGAGUGUCAGAACAUUGAACCUUGACCCCGUGGCGUCACACAGUGACCACACGAGUUACACGUCAGCGACACUUCGUCUGACGGUUGGUGACGAAAUUUACGUCAAAGUGUCUAACCUAUCUAUGGUGUCGCGAGCAGAAAAGGCAAGUUUCCUAGGCGUAGUACAGAUAGCGUAA
Molecule: messenger RNA, 1035 nt
Organism: Ylistrum balloti
Lineage: Eukaryota; Metazoa; Mollusca; Bivalvia; Pectinida; Pectinidae
Exons: 4
Coding region: 1-1035 (344 amino acids)
Biological process (GO): immune response
Cellular component (GO): membrane
Molecular function (GO): tumor necrosis factor receptor binding
Source: RefSeq, a predicted model, not a curated record